AUGACCUACGAAUGCAAGAUUUAUGAUAAGUCGUUCGCUAGAAAAGAUAGUUUAACUUGUCAUACGAGAAUCCAUACAGGAGAAAAACCCUACAAAUGUGAAAUAUGUGAUAAAUGUUUUGCUCAUUCAAGCAAUUACAAAUGUCAUCUUAGAACCCACACGGGAGAAAAACCCUACAUAUGUGAAACAUGUAAUGAAUGUUUUGCUAGCUCCAGCACUUUUAAUCGUCAUCUUAGAGCCCACACGGGAGAAAAACCAUACAAAUGUGGAACAUGUGAUAAAUGUUUUUCUCAAUUAAGCACUUUAAAUAAUCAUCUCCGAACCCACACGGGAGAAAAACCCUACAAAUGUGGAACAUGUGAUAAAUGUUUUUCUCAAUUGAGCAGUUUGAAACGUCAUCUUAAAACCCACAGAGAAGAAAAGUCAUAA
This is a messenger RNA of Centruroides sculpturatus (bark scorpion), 429 nucleotides long. Its product is annotated as zinc finger protein 22-like. Lineage: Eukaryota; Metazoa; Arthropoda; Arachnida; Scorpiones; Buthidae. Bases 1 to 429 code for a protein of 142 amino acids. The transcript has a single exon. The record is from RefSeq and is a predicted model, not a curated record.